Dacryopinax primogenitus is the source of this 1689-nucleotide messenger RNA. RefSeq lists its product as uncharacterized. The transcript has 6 exons. The record is from RefSeq and is a predicted model, not a curated record. Lineage: Eukaryota; Fungi; Basidiomycota; Dacrymycetes; Dacrymycetales; Dacrymycetaceae. The coding region runs from base 13 to 1689 and encodes 558 amino acids.
GAUUCGGGCACGAUGACCGGGUCUCUCUCCUCUCGCCCUCCACCCACCACUCCCUUGCCGCUUAUUCAGCUCGUUAAUACCGUUGCCAAGUCGCCAGCGUUUGCGGAACCUCAAAGGUCAACAACAUACGGUCCGCCGUUACAUCCGGAUGCACUUUCUGCCAAUCAGAUCGAUAACUUGUCGGGACUUCUUGCUGUACCCACACCGUCUGUACAGCGCUUUGAUACCCAAACACCGGUUACGAUGGCGGAAUCCUUGGCAGGGUCAGGACAGAGCACCAUCAGGCCUCAAGCUGGAAAACGAGCAGCAGAAGAGAAUGGGGAGAAUGAAGAUUCACAGGAACGAGCGGCUAAGCGACCACGUAUACCAACCUCUUCAACUUGGUCUCGGUCGGUAGUCGAUAGCUCGUUGCCUGGGUUUGGAACCCAGACGCCGGAUACAUUUAACGUCAGGCUACCUGGAGGGCUCGUCCGGUACAUGAAGUUGCCCCCAGAGCGACCUUUUUCGACAGAACGAGACAAACUAACAACGCUCGGACGUAUCUCCCGCCCCUCCUCUGCUGACCAAUUUUUCGCACGGCUCAACUGGCGGGAAGUCAACACCGACGAAGGGAAACGAGCCCUCCAACAGCGUGUAGCAACCGGAUUUAUGCAAGUAAUCCAUGGGUAUAAAGACGAAUAUGGAAUUUGCUCAUGGGAUGAGCUUGCUAAGCUGGGCGCGCCGACUGAUGUGUUGAUAACUAAAUAUCCGUUCCACUCGGUUGGAAAGCUGACCAUGGACCAUAAAGUCACCCUCCGGGAGCUGCACAAGCUAGGUGCAGAAGGUUCCCUUCAGUGGGGAUCAACUAACAUCCCGUUCCAAACCGAAAAGCCGCCGCUGCUCGACUUCCUGGCAGAUGACUGGACAGCCUGGAACCUGGGCUCGUCUCAACUACAGCGUCCCCCUCAUGCCCGGCCCCAGUCUUUCACAGCGUUCAACACUCACCGCCUGAUCCAGCGAGACGCUUUCACCAGCCUCCAAGUAACGGGGCGGACGGCGGUGCAAGUCCAGCGAUGUGGGCACAGAGUGAUCUUUUAUUGCCGACAGAAGAAAUUCGACCUUAGCAUAGAUGAGGUGGAGGCGCUGUGUACGAUGGAGGAUUAUGAGCGGUUGGGGAGCUGGUACGUGCUUGUUGUCAGACCUGGGGAUCUGCUAAUCGUACCCCCGGGAUUGCGCUCCGCCACCCACACACCGGAGAACAACAUUCUCCGCAGCUCUGAGCUCCUCCUUUUCUCCGGGAUAAAAGAGUACGAGCGCCACCUCCGCGCCGCCGUGAGCAAAGAGCUUUGGUCCGCCGAGUUCGGAGGUAUGGCAGCACUCAGAACGGUGUAUAGACUCGUAAUACUGUGGCAGCACACAAGGCCAGAGUUCGAUCUCCCCCGCGCACAGUUCCUGGCCAUGAGCCGGCUUGUGCUUAGGCCUGUGGACUACCUGCCCCCGCCCAAAACGGAUGCAGAGCGGAGAAUACAGUCCCUGUUUUUGAGGCUCCUGGUAAGUCUUACAAAGCUAGAACAAGUGGAUAUCAAAGGGAGAGCGGGAGUGAAGGUGCUAGAUGGGGUCCUGAGGGAGGAGAUGGCGGAUUAUGCGCUUGCUGCGACAGGGGUGAGGAAGGCGAUGGUUAGGCUGGGCGUGUCGGAGGAUGGCCUAUGA